UCCGCACACCCAAGAUGGCGGCGGUGGAGCUGGAGUGGGUGCCCGAGACGCUCUAUAACACGGCGAUCUCGGCCGUGGUGGAUAGUUACGGGCGGGCCCGGCGCCGGGACAUCCGCUCGCUGCCCGAGAACAUCCAAUUCGACGUCUACUACAAGCUUUACCAACAGGGCCGCUUGUGCCAGCUGGGUAGUGAAUUUUGUGAACUAGAAGUUUUUGCCAAGGUGCUACGAGCUUUAGAUAAAAGACAUCUGCUUCAUCAUUGUUUCCAGGCUUUGAUGGACCAUGGAGUAAAAGUUGCUUCUGUGCUGGCCUAUUCCUUCAGCAGACGGUGCUCCUACAUUGCAGAGUCAGAUGCUGCUGUGAAAGAAAAAGCAAUCCAGAUUGGGUUUGUUUUAGGAGGUUUCCUAUCAGAUGCAGGUUGGUACAGUGAUGCAGAGAAGGUAUUUCUUUCCUGCCUUCAGUUAUGCACCCUUCAUGAUGAAAUCCUUCACUGGUUUCGUGCUGUAGAAUGUUGUGUAAGGCUGCUGCAUGUUCGGAAUGGUAACUGUAAAUAUCACCUGGGAGAAGAGACUUUCAAGCUGGCUCAGUCUUACAUGGACAAACUGGCAAAACAUGGCCAGCAGGCAAACAAAGCGGCGCUCUACGGCGAGCUCUGUGCGCUGCUCUUUGCCAAGAGCCACUAUGAUGAGGCUUAUAAAUGGUGUAUAGAAGCUAUGAAGGAAAUCACAGUUGGCCUGCCUGUAAAAGUAGUAGUGGAUGUUUUACGACAAGCUUCAAAGGCUUGUGUCGUGAAACGGGAAUUCAAGAAGGCAGAGCAGCUGAUCAAACAUGCGGUGUACCUUGCCCGGGAGCAUUUUGGAGCCAAGCACCCCAAAUACUCUGACACGCUCCUGGACUAUGGAUUUUACUUGCUUAACGUAGACAAUAUCUGCCAAUCCGUUGCAAUCUAUCAGACAGCUCUUGAUAUCCGGCAGUCAGUAUUUGGAGGUAAAAACAUACAUGUAGCUACAGCUCAUGAAGACUUGGCUUAUUCUUCAUAUGUUCACCAGUACAGCUCUGGAAAAUUUGACAAUGCACUAUUCCACGCUGAGCGCGCUAUUGGCAUUAUCACUCACAUCCUGCCAGAAGAUCAUCUUCUCCUGGCAUCCUCAAAGAGAGUUAAAGCACUUAUCCUGGAGGAGAUUGCAAUAGACUGUCACAACAAGGAAACUGAGCAGAGGUUACUUGAAGAAGCUCACGAUUUACAUCUGUCCUCACUCCAGUUAGCUAAAAAAGCUUUUGGGGAGUUUAAUGUACAAACAGCAAAACACUAUGGUAACCUUGGAAGACUGUAUCAGUCCAUGAGAAAGUUUAAGGAAGCAGAAGAAAUGCACAUCAAGGCCAUUCAGAUUAAGGAGCAGCUUCUAGGUCAAGAAGAUUAUGAAGUUGCCCUGUCAGUGGGCCAUCUAGCUUCCCUCUAUAACUAUGAUAUGAAUCAAUAUGAAAAUGCUGAGAAGCUUUAUUUGAGAUCCAUAGCAAUUGGAAAGAAGCUUUUUGGUGAAGGAUACAGUGGACUUGAAUAUGAUUACAGAGGUCUCAUUAAACUGUACAAUUCUGUUGGCAAUUAUGAGAAGGUUUUUGAAUACCACAAUAUUUUGGCCAAUUGGAACCGGUUGCGGGAUCGGCAGUACUCCGUUACAGAUGCUCUGGAGGACGUAAGCACCAGCUCUCAAUCCACUGAGGAAGUGGUCCAGUCUUUUCUGAUGUCUCAGAACCUUGAUGGACAGAGUAGCUAAGAACUUGGUCAAUUAACCAGUUAAGGUUUUUUCCUCCAGGUUACAGGGGGAAAAGUCAUACUGUGAAAUCUAAACCAUGUAGUUCUCUGGGGGCUGGAAUUUGCAUUGAAACACUGGUCCAGUCUACUGAAGAGUGCCCAUACGGAUGAAUGUGUGUUAAAUCCUCCUCAGCAUGUGUCUGGCAUGUUUAGUUCGGCUCACAUUUUUAACUUGGUAUUCCCAAAAACCCCUU
Messenger RNA from Dryobates pubescens (Downy woodpecker), 2007 nucleotides. RefSeq names its product amyloid beta precursor protein binding protein 2 (gene APPBP2). Gene Ontology annotation, biological process: intracellular protein transport. NCBI's taxonomy places the organism in Eukaryota, Metazoa, Chordata, Aves, Piciformes, Picidae. The record is from RefSeq and is a predicted model, not a curated record. Bases 15 to 1775 code for a protein of 586 amino acids. Gene Ontology annotation, molecular function: protein binding. The transcript is spliced from 13 exons.